AUGUGGUGUCAAGUGACAGCAAGAAAUAAUUACCAAGCUUAUGAAGUUGACAAGGCUCUGCUCUGCUCGCUCGCCCGCCAACACGCCUCUGCCCAGCCGCCCGCAGCAACACGCCUCCGCCCAGCCGCCCGCAGCAACGUGCCACCGCCCAGCCGCCCGACCAACGCGACGCUCCAGCACCGCGCUUCCGCCUGGCUCGCCCGCAGCUACGCGCUUCCUCCCGGCCGCCUCGCCCGCAGCUACGCGCUUCCUCCCGGCCGGCUCGCUCGCCUGCGCGCCGCGCUUCCGCCCGACCGGCUCGCUCGCCCGCCGACGCGUUCGCCCGCCGACGCGCUACCACCCAAGCCGCCCGCUGGCUUCCUCGCUCGCCUGCCGACGCGCUCACCCGACGACGCGCUACCACCCGAGCCGCCCGCCGGCUUCCUCGCUCGCUCGCCCGCGCAACCUGCUAGCACACCCGGGCCGCGCGGCGCCGCGCCUCCGCCUGAGCUAGCGGAUAAGAAGCUAGAAGCUAGAACAAACAGGAUUCUGGAGAAGUGGUUUCUGGAGAAGCCAAAAGCAGAGCGGAAGAAAUUGACGGCGAUGCGAGGUGCCAUGCCGGCGGGCCCAGAGGACCCUCGGCCGUCGGAUCCGCGCCGCGUGCGGCUCGUCCUGGCCACGUCAACACGCGCGGGACCACCGAACAGUGGGUUGGAUCGGGCCGUGAGGGAGCCGGGGUGUGGAUAUGCCGCCACCGAACGGACCCGUGAGCUUUUAAUGGCUGUAGUUAUGGGCGCCAUAACGGAGAACGGAGUCCCGUUGCGUACAAUAAUGGAGUGGAAAGUUAGCACUUGCUGCAAGCUGUAG
Messenger RNA from Phragmites australis (common reed), 846 nucleotides. RefSeq lists its product as uncharacterized. The coding region runs from base 1 to 846 and encodes 281 amino acids. The record is from RefSeq and is a predicted model, not a curated record. The transcript has 5 exons. NCBI's taxonomy places the organism in Eukaryota, Viridiplantae, Streptophyta, Magnoliopsida, Poales, Poaceae.